Messenger RNA from Anopheles marshallii, 591 nucleotides. Its product is annotated as muscle-specific protein 20. Gene Ontology annotation, biological process: actomyosin structure organization. Bases 1 to 591 code for a protein of 196 amino acids. Lineage: Eukaryota; Metazoa; Arthropoda; Insecta; Diptera; Culicidae. Gene Ontology annotation, molecular function: actin binding. The record is from RefSeq and is a predicted model, not a curated record. The transcript is spliced from 3 exons.
AUGCAAUUGGACAUCAAUCUGCCACACUGCCCCGCGUUCUACCAGCGUCACGUGUUGCCUUCACGGUAUCGGUCAAUGGUCCGCGAACCCCGCAACAAGGAACAGGAAGCCGAGGUACUGCAGUGGAUCGCCGAUGUGUUGGGCGAAAAGUUGCCGCCCGGUCCGUACGAGGACGUGCUGAAGGAUGGCGUUGUGCUGUGCAAGCUGAUCAACAAGAUGGCACCGGGGUCGGUGAAGAAGAUCCAGGAGCGUGGCACCAACUUCCAGCUGAUGGAAAACAUUCAGCGUUUCCAGGCGGCGGUGAAGAAGUACGGUGUACCGGAGGAGGAAAUCUUCCAGACGGCGGAUCUUUUCGAGCGGCGCAACAUCCCCCAGGUGACGCUCUGUCUGUACUCGCUCGGAAGAAUUACCCAAAAGCACCCGGAAUAUAAUGGGCCUACACUUGGUCCCAAAAUGGCGGACAAGAAUGAGCGCAAUUUCUCCGAUGAGCAGCUGCGGGCUCAUCACGGUGAACUGAACCUACAGAUGGGUUACAACAAGGGUGCCUCACAGGCCGGCUUGGGUUCGUUCGGUAACUCCCGCCAUAUGUAG